Molecule: messenger RNA, 219 nt
Organism: Dibothriocephalus latus
Lineage: Eukaryota; Metazoa; Platyhelminthes; Cestoda; Diphyllobothriidea; Diphyllobothriidae
Source: the annotation of a GenBank genome assembly
AUGAUUGGAACCAUCUGCAAUCCGCCGAAGCCGGGUGAACCCUCCUACGAGUUAUUCCUCACAGAACGCGACACUGUGCUGCGGGAUCUGGCCGAGAAGGCCAAGCUGACUACCGAAACCCUCAACUCCCUGGAGGGUGUCUCCUGCAACGCUGUGCAGGGCGCCAUGUACGCCUUCCCAAGCCUCAAACUGCCCGAAAAGGCUAUUCAGAAGGCUAAG